GUUAGAAAAACUAUAAUGAAGGUCGACCCUGCUGUUCUGAAGCUCCUGCAGCUUGAUGGGGAUGCUACGUUUGUGUCCUCUGCUGGGGGAGGAGGUUGCAGCUCUGCCUCUACCUCAAGGAUAGUUUCCAAGCUCAAUAACGGCUCCGAGAACACGUUCUUCAUGAAGACAGGUAGUGGAAACGCUGCGAAAGUUAUGUUUGAAGGCGAGCACGCAUCGCUCAAUGCUAUCAAUACCAUCGUCCCAUCAUUGUGCCCACGGUCCUACGGCUAUGGCAAUUUCGAGUCAGACCCAAACACUUCGUUUCUGAUAACGGACUUUCUGCACCUCACCAGUCGUUCAUCUUCCCGGAGCAAUGCACCAUCGCUGGCACAAAAGCUGGCCAAGUUACACACAACGUCCGCGCCGACACCAGAUGGCUACGAUAGACCCAUGUUCGGCUUCCCUUAUACGACUUGCUGUGGUGACACACCUCAAGAUAAUUCGUACAAGGAAAGCUGGGCUGACUUCUAUGCCGAGAACCGACUACGGUCCAUCUUGCGAGGAGGCGAGAAGGCUCAAGGGCCGGACAAUGAGUUUCACAACCUCGUUGAAGCGACUGCAUCACAAGUCGUGCCGCAAUUGAUUGGCGACGAUCACCUCAAUAACGGAAAGCGUGUUACGCCUGUUGUCGUCCACGGCGAUCUUUGGAGCGGCAACGCGAGCACCGGCGUUAUUGGCAGCAAGGAAGGCGAGCUAGAGGAUUUAGUCUUCGACUCAUCUGCAUGCUAUGCGCACAGUGAGUUCGAACUUGGAAUUAUGAAGAUGUUUGGUGGGUUUGGCAGAAGCUUCCUGGAAGAAUACCAUGAGCUUUGCCCAAAGACUGAGCCAGUCGAGGAGUACGAGGACAGAGUAAAGCUUUAUGAGCUCUAUCACCACCUGAAUCACUGGGCCAUGUUUGGUGGUGGCUACAAAAGUGGCGCGGCGAGCAUUAUGCGGUCGCUAGUCAAGAGGUACGGAGAAAAGGGCUAAUGCAUGAUCUAACUGCUUCAAGCGUGUCGCAUUGAUCCGUUAAGGUAUGGUCAUGAACUUAUGGAUCCCUGAUCCUGCAGGUCUUUUCUCCAUGCGUUAUUGCCUUCCUCUUCAUUCAAUUUUCGCAUCGAUGUUGAGCCUAAGAAAGACCAGCAGCCUGGAUCGCGAAGGAAGCAGCGGAGUCAGCGACACUGCCAUAGCUGAUAUGGCUGCCAGUGGCCCCACCAUCACCGCCACCACCGCAGAUGAAGUC
Molecule: messenger RNA, 1264 nt
Organism: Didymella exigua CBS 183.55
Lineage: Eukaryota; Fungi; Ascomycota; Dothideomycetes; Pleosporales; Didymellaceae
Product: Ketosamine-3-kinase
Exons: 2
Coding region: 16-1011 (331 amino acids)
Source: RefSeq, a predicted model, not a curated record